AUGGAUUCGAGAGAAAAUUCAUCACGAAGAGUUCGAUCUCGUUCUCGAUCUCUAUCCCCAUCCAACUCCCCUUCUCCUGAAUCCUCACUUAUGCUUUUAAUUCCUGAAUCUCUUGUUUCUCACUUCAUCAACCCAGAUGUCACAAGCCGCAUCAAAGAAGAAUCCCAAAUCGACAAAAUUUGCAUUUUUGAACCCAAUGGAGUAACCCGAGAAAAAAUCAUUGGUUUGUACAGUGCUGAUUUAAAUAAGCGCUUGCAUGGGUUCCACUUACUCCCUCCCUCCGUGAGUUAACAAGAACAUUUUAUUCGCUCAUGGAGAGGUUUUUUUUCCCGAAAGUUAAAAAAAAUCUCAAUUCGCAAAAAUUGGAAAGCAAAAAUUUAUUAAACUUGUAAAAUUUAUGUUUUAAAAACAAGCUGUUUAAAAUUAAGCAGAAUUAGCUACAGAUUUAAUGAAACUAAUUAUCACUUAUACAUAAUUUUAUUUUUAAUAGAAUUUUUCUAUUAAAAAAUUUUUGUUCGCUCACGGAGGGUGGUUUUCGAGCAAAAAAUAGGGAUUUUUCUAAUGGUUUUAUUCGCUUACGAAGUGGGGAGUUAAUCAUUAAUGAUUUUUUAACUGUUGGCGACUAUAAAAUGAAAGAAGAUGGGGUAAUUAUCCUGAUCCCUGAAAAUAUGGUAUCGCUUCUUAUUGGAAAAGGCGGAAAACAAGUAAAAUAUCUCCAAGAAAAAAGUGGGACAUCUAUUUCUGUUAAUGAUAAGAAGUCUUUAGCUUCUGACCGACAAGUUAAAAUUAUUGGAAGACCUAUAGAUAUUGAAACUGCCACUAAAGCAAUUUGCCAGCUAAUUAGAGAUAGAAACUUUAGCCCUGAGCCUAAGCCAGCUCCUUCCCCAGGCCGCUCUCAGACUCGCUUUGUGGUUCCCAGUACAUGUGCUGGAAUUCUGAUUGGAAAAGGUGGACAGUUCACCAAAAGAAUUAAAGCUGAUUUCGACGUUGACAUCAGACUUAUCAAAGGAGAUCGAAGACCUCUGAGAGAAGAUGAGCACACAGCUGUAUUUUUUAUAUAGAUUUUAUCUGGCAGUCAAAGUGGGAUCUCUCAAGUAAUCCCAAAAAUAAUCCAGAAAAUUGACGAAGUCAUGCUAAAUGAUGGCUUUCGUGACCCAUCUGUAAAAAUGCUAAUAACUCCUAACCAAAAAAUGAGGCUGCUAGCUAAUGGUGCAUCUGCUCUCAAAGAAAUUGAAUAUCGGUCUAGAUGUAAUAAGGUUAGAGUACUUAAUGAUAGACAUGCUGACAGAGAUGAUGAUGUAAUCGUUAUAAUUGAAGGAUCGCCUUCUUACAAAGAAGAUGCAACAAUCAUGGUUUUUGAACACCUAGAAAAAAAUUAUGAGAUCCCACAAAGAAGGAAUUCGCCAUCACCAAGGCGGGAAGUAAGAGACGAUAAAUCGUCCAUUAGUAUAACUGUGCCUGACAAACUGGUUGCUAGGCUUAUUGGAAGAGGAGGAGAACAAGUGAAGAAUAUGAUGGACCUGAGCAGCUGCUCAAUUACCUUUCAUAAGACUUAUGAAGGAGUUGAUACCCCAGAAGGAGAUAAGGCCAGGCUAUGUACUUUGAAAGGAAGCACCAGCUCAGUGGCUAGUGCGAUCAGGAUUAUACUUGAGAACGUUAAUAAACUAGAACAAGAUUAA
Messenger RNA from Blepharisma stoltei, 1679 nucleotides. The record is from the annotation of a GenBank genome assembly. Lineage: Eukaryota; Ciliophora; Heterotrichea; Heterotrichida; Blepharismidae.